AUGAUCACCCCAUAUCCGGGAGAAAUGUCUGAAAUCGAAGUACGCGAAGGCGACGGCCAGCACGGACGCGUUUGGCUCAUCACUGGGUGCUCCUCCGGAUUUGGACGCGAACUCGUCAAGGCUGCGACUUCUCGUGGUGACAAGGUUAUUGCGACAGCCCGCAAAGUCCGAGACCUCGAUUACUGCUUAGGCACUACCAACGCAAAAGUACUUGAGCUUGACGUGACGGCUCCACAGUCCGAACUGGAUGCAAAGAUUCAGGAGGCUGUCGCGUUAUUUGGAAGAAUUGACGUUAUGGUCAACAAUGCCGGCUAUGUCCUAUCGGGUGUAUGGGAGGAACUGAGGUGA
This is a messenger RNA of Verticillium nonalfalfae, 348 nucleotides long. RefSeq lists its product as uncharacterized. Lineage: Eukaryota; Fungi; Ascomycota; Sordariomycetes; Glomerellales; Plectosphaerellaceae. The transcript has a single exon. The record is from RefSeq and is a predicted model, not a curated record. Bases 1 to 348 code for a protein of 115 amino acids.